Messenger RNA from Trifolium pratense (red clover), 2563 nucleotides. Its product is annotated as protein SMAX1-LIKE 3-like. The transcript has 3 exons. Bases 90 to 2276 code for a protein of 728 amino acids. The record is from RefSeq and is a predicted model, not a curated record. NCBI's taxonomy places the organism in Eukaryota, Viridiplantae, Streptophyta, Magnoliopsida, Fabales, Fabaceae.
UUAAUCAUAUAGCUUAUGUUAGGUAGCUUCAAAUUUAAUAACUUUCAAGUUUCAUUCCAAACAAACUUGAUUAAACCAAAAGUCGAAAAAUGAGAUUAAGAAUUUGCAGCACACAGUUGCAGGCUUUGACACAAGAAGCUGCAACAUUUGUUAAACAAGCUGUUAAUCUAGCAACAAGAAGAAGUCAUUCACAAGUUACUCCUCUUCACCUUGCUACUGUCAUGCUUUCAAAUUCCACUACACUUCUCCAUAAAGCUUGUCUUCAAUGCCAUUCUCAUCCUCUCCAUUACAAAGCACUAGAGAUUUGCUUCAAUGUUUCGCUCAACCGUUUGCCUUCAUCGACAAUAUCAAGUCCUCUUUUGGGAGGUCCUCAAUAUUCAUCUCCUUCACUUUCUAAUUCGUUAGUUGCGGCUUUCAAACGUGCUCAAGGUCACCAACGCCGUACUACUUCUAUUGAGAAUCAGCAACAAUCUAUUUUAGCCUUGAAAAUUGAAGUUGAACAGUUAAUAAUCUCUAUUCUUGAUGAUCCUUGUAUUAGUAGAGUUAUGAGAGAAGCUGGUUUCUCUAGUACACUUAUUAAGAACAAGGUUGAACAAGCACUUAUAAGUCAUUCUGAGGAAAACACUUAUACGCAACAAGUCCGAGGUAACAAUGUGUCUUCAUCUACAUCUUUUGAUCUACUUGGUGGUUCUAUAGACCAUAAUGAUGUAACUAGUGUUUUUAGUGAACUUGUGAAUAAGAGAAGAAACACGAUUAUUGUUGGCGAGAGUCUUGAAAAUGUUGAGGAAGUAGCUAAGGGAGUGAUGCAAAAGUUCGAGAGAAGAAACGUCGAUCAAGGAGAGUUAAGGUACAUGCAAUUUGUGAGUGUUCCUCUUGUUUCCUUUAAGAAUAUUAGCAAGGAAGAAGUUGAAAGGAAGAUUGUGGAGCUUAGGAGGUUGAUAAGAAGCUAUGAAGGAAGAAGAUUUAUUCUAUACUUUGGUGAUUUAAAAUGGUUGUUUGAGUUUUGGUCAAAUUAUUGUGAACAAAGAACAAGAAGCUACUAUUGUUCUGUGGAACAUAUGGUUAUGGAGAUUAAAAAAUUGAUUAGUGGAAAUGAAGUGAAUGGUAAAUUUGUGCUUAUGGGGAUUGCAACUUAUACAAGUUACAUGAAAUGUAAAAUGUGGCAUCCUUCUCUUGAAGCUAUUUGGGAGCUUCAUCCCUUUAUUACAACUUGUGUUGGUAGCUUGAGCCUUACUUUAAGUCUUGAUAGUAAUUUUCAAGCUCAGGAGAGAAGCAAGAUGAAAAUCAAGGAUGAAUCUUUCGAAGAUGGCGUGAAAGUGAGCAAGCAUCCAGUUUUGCCAACAUGGCUCCAAAAUUGCAAGGAAGUGAGAGUUCAAACAAUGGAAAAUCAGAAAAAUGCAAAGCAAUGUGAUAAAGAAUGUGAAGGAAACUUAAUAAUGUUCAUUCCACAAAAUGUUUCUAAGCAAGAUCUUGUUUCAAAUCCAAACUCUAGCCCCAACUCAGCUUCUUCAAGUGAUGAAGUUGAUGGUUUUAAAAGUACUCAAAUGUUCAAUGAACUCAAUGAUGAGAAUAUGAAGAUUCUAUGUGAUGCAAUGGAGAAAAAGGUUCCAAACCAAAUUAAAAUAGCUAAGGAAAUUGCAAGCACAGUCCUUCUUUGUAGGUCAGGAAUGAGAAAAGGAGGAGAGAAAGAUAACUUCUUGGUCAAGAAAGAUGGUAAACAAGAGACUUGGAUGUUAUUUCUCGGCGUUGAUUCUCAAGCAAAAGAAUUAAUCUCAAAAGAGUUAGCGAAAGUUGUUUUCAGCUCUUACAGUAACUUUAUUACCGUUGGUAUGAGUAGUUUCUUCGCCGAAGGAAGUGACGAGUCAAAAAAGAAGAGGAAAAGGGAUGAGUUUGGUAGUAACUAUAUGCAGAGAUUUGGUGAAGCAAUGAAUGAGAAUCCUCAUAGAGUGUUCUACAUGGAAGAUUUCGAACAAGUUGAUUACUUUACUCAAAAGGGUAUUAGGAAAGCAAUCGAAAGUGGAAGUAUAAUACUUCCUUGUGGCGAAUCGAUACCUCUCAAGGACGCUAUUGUCAUUUUCAGUUCUGAAACAGCUUUUUCAUAUGAUGAAAACAUAGGGAAAGAGAAUGUUGAUAACUUGGAGGAGCAGAAACCAUGCCUCUCUUUGGAUCUCAAUAUGGCGAUUGAAGUUGAUGCACGGAAUGCGCAUAUAACUGAAGAGUUUCGGAUACUAGAGUUAGUUGAUAAGCAAAUUAAGUUUGAAACACAAGAACUGUGACAUGAAAGAAAGAAUGAAGAUAGAACAAACAUGUUAUGUUUGUGUAAUACUUAUUUUUUUUCUUCAUAAGUGUGGUUAACAAAGUAAUGGAUGCAAAAUUAUUAGAUAGAAUACAACUUUAUGUGCAUUUUACAAUCUUCUGCUUAUUCUGAUUGAAUUUUUCAUGUAUCUAAUAUGUUGUAAACUGAACUAUAUCUAUAUCUAACAUAGCCACAAAUAAUAAACAAACACAAAGUAAAUUCUAAUGUUCUAAAAUCUCUAAAUUAUUGAAUAUCAAAAUUACAAUU